Messenger RNA from Suillus clintonianus, 1669 nucleotides. RefSeq lists its product as uncharacterized. NCBI's taxonomy places the organism in Eukaryota, Fungi, Basidiomycota, Agaricomycetes, Boletales, Suillaceae. The coding region runs from base 421 to 1500 and encodes 359 amino acids. The transcript is spliced from 3 exons. The record is from RefSeq and is a predicted model, not a curated record.
GUGAAACCCGCCAUUUUCACUGUGGCCGCUAUAUAUGCCAUAGGUGACCCAGGUAUGGUCGAAUAAUUAAGAGUGCGCCCCAAAAUUCCCUCACUCGUUGGCAAGCUGAACUACUAAACGGCCAUUCUUGACAAUGGUGCGUUAAAGCCCUUCCUUUGGUGACUGUCGUGUUCGGUCAUGUGGGAUCAACUAGUAGAGAUCACCUCAUGUCCUACGGCCGACUCCAGGCCGAGUCGCACUGACGUUGGCACUGCCGGAAGAUGUCGUCGUCGUGUUACAUCUACUGAGGGUAUGUCUCAUCUUACCCAAGUAUAAAAAGUGACUCCUCCUGAUAUUCGCUUUAAAUUCUUAUUUCACAAUAUUUUAUCACACAUUUCCCGCCACUUGUUCAACCGUGCUGAGCCUCAGCGCUCUACGAUAAUGUUAGAUCAACCACAGAAUAUUGGCGUGGAUGGACUCAACCAACGACUCAAACCACCUGGAGAGCCCGAGAUCAAUUAUGACUGCACGUCAUCUGAAAGUGACCAUGUCCCCAGGAUGCUUGCUAGCUCAACGGCAUCGUUUUCUGAAACCGAGAACUUUGCAGUUGGAUCGCCACAGCAUGUUACGGAAGCUCACGUUGCCCGACAGGACUCGGAAGUGAUCUCUUCCGCAACUACUAUUUUUGGUUUGGCGACGCUCUAUAGUGUUCAGGCUACCAGCACUUCAUUUACUCUAUUUACAACCUCUAUUAUUUCAUCCCCCAACUCACUCUCAUCAUCUGCACACAGUACCUCUCAACUGUCACUGUCUGAUAGCUACGGCCCCUCUGCGUCACCAAGCUCGUGCGAUGAAUGUUCACCGGCUUUUGGAGCCACCACCACAUCGCUUCAGCUUGUCCUGCCCACAGUUUCAUCUUCCAGUGGUGUUUUGGUUUCGACCCCAUUUGCUCAACCAACAGCAAUAUCUGACACCAGCCCAAACUCUCCAAACGUGGCUGCCACCGCAGGAGGGGCUACCGGGGCAGUCGCGCUUCUUGCUCUGCUAGUUUUUAUUGUGACACGGUAUCGCAGGAAAAAAAAACUUCUCGUGACACCUUUCAACCUCCCCCCAACUGCAGAAACAGUGCAUCUCGAUUCAGAGCCGUGUGUGAAUUCCGGGAAUGUCCUUCCUCCGAUGAGCAUUGGCCCAUCGUUCGUUCGACACCCUGACGCAUGUUUUGUGGAGCUUUCUAUGGACAGAUGCCCAUCCUUUGCUACAGAUCCCGUAUACUCUCACCUGCCGCCCAACGAUGAUGACGCCUCUGCAUCCACCAUUGCCCGGCAUCGACGGACCAACGAGCUAGAAAAGCUGUAUCCGUCUCGUGCCCUCCCUUCGUAUCAUCGUUGCCACUGCAGUGUAGCAAACCGGAUUGGGCAGGCCGUUAUGGAGGAUUGUUCGCGAACAACGAGCGAAACGCUACCAGCGUAUCGUUCAGCAAAAUCCUUGAAGAAUGGGGAAGCAGAUCGUGAUGAUCAUUGACAUUAUGUCCUUCGUAUCUCUUAUCCUCCGCAGUCCCAUGGAAUCAUAGACAAUUGCAUUGAUCGAAAUCACCAGGACCACAUACAUGCAAGUAUUACUAUUUACCUUGUAUAUACCCACGGUCUAUUUUACGUGUUCACUGGGCGGCCGAAGUAAUUUGGUAACUUAG